Drosophila rhopaloa is the source of this 1784-nucleotide messenger RNA. RefSeq names its product casein kinase II subunit alpha (gene CkIIalpha). The coding region runs from base 254 to 1264 and encodes 336 amino acids. Lineage: Eukaryota; Metazoa; Arthropoda; Insecta; Diptera; Drosophilidae. The transcript has 2 exons. Gene Ontology annotation, molecular function: protein serine/threonine kinase activity; ATP binding. The record is from RefSeq and is a predicted model, not a curated record. Gene Ontology annotation, cellular component: cytosol; protein kinase CK2 complex; nucleus. Gene Ontology annotation, biological process: protein phosphorylation.
AACCUGUCUUGACUUAUUCGUGCGUUGUUACGCAGUACUAAUUCUAUAAUAGACAGCGGUUAAGUUAACCUUAUUAAAUACAAAUUUGUCACCCUAACCACGCACGCUGCCUAUUACUAAGACACUGUUGUACAAUAUUAAAGUGGUUGCUAGGACCAAUCGACUAAAAACGGAGUCAGCUCACAAAAACCUGAUACAUCCUGAACGGAGUUUUAAGGCAGAAGGAGAAAAAAAGGUCGAAUUAUUCAACGAAAUGACACUUCCAAGUGCGGCUCGUGUGUAUACAGAUGUGAAUGCGCACAAGCCAGAUGAAUAUUGGGACUAUGAAAACUAUGUGGUUGAUUGGGGCAAUCAAGACGAUUACCAACUGGUCCGUAAAUUAGGACGUGGAAAGUAUUCCGAGGUAUUCGAGGCUAUUAAUAUAACGACCACAGAGAAGUGCGUUGUUAAAAUUCUAAAACCUGUAAAAAAGAAGAAGAUUAAGCGUGAAAUCAAAAUUUUGGAGAACUUGCGUGGAGGAACUAAUAUAAUAACUUUGUUAGCCGUUGUGAAGGAUCCAGUUUCCCGGACACCGGCGUUAAUUUUUGAACAUGUCAAUAACACGGAUUUUAAGCAACUUUACCAAACAUUAACUGAUUAUGAGAUACGCUACUAUUUGUUUGAGCUUCUUAAGGCACUUGAUUAUUGCCACAGUAUGGGAAUAAUGCAUCGCGAUGUGAAGCCCCAUAAUGUUAUGAUCGAUCAUGAAAAUCGAAAAUUGCGCCUUAUAGAUUGGGGACUGGCCGAAUUUUAUCAUCCCGGUCAAGAAUAUAAUGUUCGUGUGGCAUCAAGAUACUUCAAAGGUCCCGAAUUACUGGUAGAUUACCAGAUGUAUGAUUAUUCACUUGAUAUGUGGUCAUUGGGCUGUAUGUUGGCGUCGAUGAUAUUCCGAAAAGAGCCGUUCUUCCAUGGUCACGACAACUAUGAUCAAUUGGUGCGCAUUGCUAAGGUGCUGGGCACCGAAGAGCUUUACGCAUAUUUAGAUAAAUACAAUAUUGACCUAGACCCUCGAUUUCACGACAUUCUUCAACGCCACUCACGAAAACGAUGGGAAAGGUUUGUUCAUUCUGACAACCAACAUCUUGUUUCCCCUGAAGCAUUAGACUUUCUUGAUAAACUUUUGCGUUAUGAUCACGUUGACCGACUAACAGCUCGCGAAGCUAUGGCUCAUCCAUAUUUUUUACCUAUCGUCAAUGGACAAAUGAACCCCAAUAAUCAGCAAUAAGAGGUUAUUUCAUUAUGAUGAAUACUGUGUUUUCGAGAUCGGGAUAGCAGCCAUUUAACAUUUAUGAUAAUAAUUAUGAAAAAUAUAAAAUCUGAAAAGAAAUAAAAUAAAUUAAGCUACUGUCUUAAAAAAAUCUGAUGAACUGUUUGUAGAGGAAAUAAACACGGGAAUAAAACUAGUUCUUACACUAUAACCUCUAGUUUUUUAAAAAUUAUAAGUGGGCUUUAUUGUGCUUUAAAACUCAAAAUUUUGAAUAUCUGGUUUUUUAAAUUUGCGAUUGAAAGUAUUUUAUUUUCGAAUUUAAUGCAAUGGCUGGCGGCCUUAAGCCUUCGUCAGAGAAGACCCUAAACAAUAUUCUUGAGCGAAUAAAAAAUGCCUUGAGGCCUAUUUUGACCUUUUGAAAUUAAACAUACAUCAAGAACUACAUUUAAAUUUAAAAUAUCCCUUAAAUGUACAUUGACAUUACUUACUUUUUUAAAAAUUAUUUUGUAUCCCAUUAAAAAAAAUACCAACACAUUAA